Tetranychus urticae (two-spotted spider mite) is the source of this 4988-nucleotide messenger RNA. RefSeq names its product innexin unc-9. Gene Ontology annotation, molecular function: gap junction channel activity. The record is from RefSeq and is a predicted model, not a curated record. Lineage: Eukaryota; Metazoa; Arthropoda; Arachnida; Trombidiformes; Tetranychidae. Gene Ontology annotation, cellular component: plasma membrane; gap junction.
UGCGCAACUGAACCCAUAAAGAAACCUGCAAAGCCAAAAGCAUCUUCAACUCCAUAUUAACUCCCUGUAACUCCAUUUUUAUUUCAACAUCACCCUGUAUGGAACCAUAUGAGACAGCGAAGAAGAAGUAAAAGCUGAGCAAAAAAAAAGGAUGAACAAGAGAUGAAGGUAAAGAGAGGAAUUUUUUUUUCUAUCGAGAUUAUCGUUUGGUUUUCAGUUUAAUAUCAUCAUGAAUGUUUACUAUUCAUCCAUUGUUGUUACUUUACUUUCAAGAUAAUAAUUAUAAUAAUAUACUUUUCAUCUUCAAACCAACAUCAACCUUUUACUUCAAUUGAAGUCUUGAAAUAGCAAAUUUGGUUUCCAUUUUUUUCCCUUCUUGUUAACCAGUUCAAUUUCAAUCUCAUCAUUGUUACCAUCAUUUUAAUGACAAGAUGAUUGUGUCAAAGUUUAUAACAUCAAUUGGACCUGCUCUUGGACGAUUAAAAAGACCUUCCAAGAAGAAUAAUCAUGAUCUAACUUGAUUACCAGUCUAAACGUGAAAACCUGAGUUUGCAGUUCUGUGAAUACUCAGUAGUUAUCAAUUUUUGUUUCUCUUUGGAUUAUUAUUGUUUUCAUAGUUGAAUCGUUGAAAAGCUGCAAUCAAAAUUGAGGCCAUUAAAGGUGUUUGUAAGCCUAGCGGCCACGGUAAAGUAAACCUGAAGAUACCUUUACCCAACACUGAAUUGACUCACUUUUUUCUGGUUGCGGACCGCACAAUAUGAAAGCAUCUGUAACAAUUUUACCUGCUCAGCAUUUUUAUCAUUAUUGUAAGCCGUUGAAGAUAGUUGAAGCAGCAAAAGCAAAGCCUUUGGACGAAAGUUAUUUAGUGGUUGUUGUUGACCUUUACAGUUACAAGGAUAAUAAUCAGUGCAAUUUGUUAUUGUUAUCAUCUUCCUCAUCACCUCACUCUUCAUCAUCAUCAUCUAAGAGCCAGUAUAUUUGUGCCCAUAAAGCAUCGCCUUUCCUUGAGUCGUGCACAUCAACAAGGAAUACUAGCUUCAUUGACCUUCCAACCAACCUAGACACUUCACCUUCCCUGCAUCAAAUCACAAGACUCGAGUCCCCUCUACUCGUCUUGUAUUCAUCAACGAAACGCUCAAAUAAAGUUGAACGUUUCUUUCACUCGAUCAUCGCCCUUCAAUAUUCGCGUAAAAGAUUCAGCAAAAGCUUAUCUUCUCAUCAAAUAUCACUGCCUCUUCCACCUUCAUCACCAUCAUCUUCAUCAUCUUUAUUACCUUCAACUUAUUGUCUGUAUAAAGGCAAAAGUGAUUCCAUUGAGGUUGAUAAAAGUGCUAAUCUACUGUUAGCGUGUUACUCGUUGCUACAUUCAUUGGAACCACAUCCAACCUCAACAACCAGUUAUUAUUAUCAUUAUUGCAAUUACUUUACGUUAAAGUAUAUUAUUGAUUGUUAUACAUUAUUACCCUUAUAUCUAUUAGUAUUUCAAUUCAAUUUCAUUUGCAACAUUUGUUUCAAUUUUAUCGUUAAACUAAACCUAAAUAACCAAAUUAAGUUAGCUUGGAGCAAAGUCAAUUUUAUUGAAAUCAAUAGUAAACCCUGUUAUCGUACAUACUUGAACAUCAGUCAAAUUUAAUUUGAAAAUAUUAGACAAUUUUUUAAAUAUUUAUAAUCACAGUUUUCCAAAUUGUUUACACUGUUUCAUUUGAUAGCUGAUAUACAAGCCUUUAUUCAUGCAAUAGUUCAACUUCAAUUAUAACGCCGAUAAUUACAAUUGAAGUUUCUCUGCCAAUAAAUUAGAUCAUUCCAAAUAUUAGCAGAUUUAUAGUAAACUAGAAAAUUAAACCUUAAUCAAUUGCUGAUGCAGAAAUUUGAACGAAAAUAAAUCAAAUUUCUGUUCAUUUCGCUUUUCCCUAACAAUUGCCGAAUCGCAGGCAAAAAAGAUAACCUUAAACGGACAAUUUCGUUUAUCGAUUACUUAUCAACACUGAAAGGAGACAAAAAGAAUCGCCUUUUAUUGUCAAAGUCAAGUUAAUUGCUGUCAAGACUUUUCCCAUUUCAAAUACAACUAAUUGCUGAUCGAGAAGACCAACCAAUCUCAACAAGAUUCAUCCUCGUGGGAACCACGAGCACUCUGCAAUGUCCUUUCUCUUCCGGUUAGUACAGUUUCACGACUUGAUCGGUGGAAUCCAUGUGCCGGUAGACGAUGGAGUGGACAAAUUGAACCGAAAAUAUACCUUAUUGGUGUUCCUCUUCCUGGCUCUGCCCAUAUUUACCAAACAGUACAUCGGUGAUCCAAUUGAAUGUUUUACACCAACAUACUUCACCGAGCCUCAGGCUCGAUAUGUCAACUCUUAUUGUUGGACUGCUUCCACUUAUUACUUGGUGGCAGCUGAUGCCGACGAUGAAGAUUACGAUAUAGUCGGUCAAUUGGGAAAGAAUCAGGAUCCACCCGAUCCUCGAGUCCUUCCUGAGGAAUUAGAUUACGGAGGUUUCGAUGUUGCCUCAACGGGACCGGAGAGAUUGAGACGAGUGCGUGUCGGCUAUUAUCAGUGGGCUCCGUUGAUAUUAUUAGUGCAAGGAUGUUGUUUCUAUGUGCCCUUCCUUGUGUACAAUUCGUGUGCUCACAAUGCUGGUGUUAAACUUCGGCGUCUCUUGAAGAAAGCCUCGGACAUAGCGAGUCUUCCGCCUGGUUGUCAACAGAGGGAAGCCUUGUUGGCCGAGUUUGUUGAUCAAUUCCACACUUUAGUUACUGGGGAAGCGGGUUGGUGUACUGACCCUUCAUGUCGACUUCCACUUUCAUGUCGUUGUUGCUCCGGAGGACCCAGUCGGUAUUUGUGCCUACUUUAUUUACUGGUUAAAAGUCUGUAUGUGCUUAACGUUGGACUUCAAUUCCUGUUACUCGGUUCAUUUAUGGGCCGAGGUUUCCUUCGCCAUGGCCUGGAACUUAUCCGCCGACUGAUGGCCGAAGGUGAAUGGUGGGCCUCACCGAGGUUCCCCUUGCAAACCUUGUGCCAAGUUCGAGCCGCCAUACAAGGUGGCCUUCGAACGUAUACCUGCCAAUGUGUACUGCCCAUUAAUGUAUUCAAUGAGAAGAUAUUUUCCGUUGUGUGGUUCUACAUGGCCUUCUUGUUGCCCCUUAAUGUAUUAAGUCUACUCUUUUGGGUAUGGCGGAGCUUCCGGUGCAACAGGUUGGCCUACAUUCGUCUGUGUCUAUGGCGAACCCGAUUAGUCUCAAUGGCUGAAGUGGGUCGAAUGGCCCGUAAGAUAUCAGGUCAAUAUUUGGGUUGGGACGGUGUUUUUGUCCUUCGUUUAAUUGAACACAAUCAUGGUUCCAUCAUGGCCACACUCAUAGUUUCCCGUUUAUGGGAGUUUUAUGCCAACCAGAUGAAGAUGCAGGAUGAAGGAAUUUGACACACCUAAAUGCUUUAGAUUAACCUAUUACAAUUGAUACGAAGCAGCAUCAAAAGGUUCCAAGAUGUCAACUUCAUCAACGAAUCGAGUCUUUGAAUGGAAACAAACUGUAAAUUAAACUGACCACCAAUUGUGCUGCAUUCCUUAAUGUACAUUAUCAUGCAAAACACACAGCGAUCUCACCUCAGCCACAAGACCAUGAGCAUCAAGGGUGACUAAAACUACGGACAGAAUAACUUUUGUUUUUUUUAUUGGGUAAACACAUGAACCAUGCAAUUCUGUUCACACUUAUGUUCAGAACUGAUGAUCAUCAUUUUUCAUUUGAAAUUCACACAAAUGAGAGUCCAAGUGAGUUUAAACGGUCAAAGAGAAUAAGAAAAAAGAAAGAAAAGCUCAACAUGAUAUAAAUCAAUGAAUCGUCAACAUUUAAUUGGAAACAAGCACAAGAUCGAGAAGUGAAUUUCAUCAAUUUCCUUCUUCUUCCUCAUUCUGUUGAUGAUUACUUGAUUGGUCUUAACCAUGUUUAACUAGCAAUUCAAGCCUUCCAAUUCCCACAAAACCAGACAAAAUGCCAAAACUUGAGAACAGGAUUCAAAAAUUCUUCUUCCAUUUCCUCUUUAAUUUCAAUUGCUGGCCAAUAAUCAAUCCCUCUAAUGAUUCCCUGUUUCUUUAGUCAUUGAAUGUUUAUCAAUCUUAAACCAGAAACUCAGCAAUAUCAAUUCCUGUUGACCAGAAAACUGGUUAAAUGGCUGAUGAAAGGUUGGAAACUGAAAAGAAGAGUUUAGGGAACAAAAUUAUUCGUUUGUUGAGAUAAUUAUGUAUAUAAGAAGAGCGCAUGGAAACACCAGAUUUUUCAGUUUCAGUUGAACCUCAAUAGAGACUGGAACAACCUGAAUAGUCUUGGUUACAAUGGUCAACAUUAUGAUGGUCAAAGAAAGAUAAACACUGAAGACGAUGAUGUCAAGGAAAUGAUACUUUUUUUGUUCUUCUUUGCAUUUCCUUUUUAUAAUCAAAACCAAUUGUUAUUGUAUUUUAUAUCUUUUAUCUUAUUCUCAUUAUCAACGUUUACAAUGAACAUGGGAAGACAUAAAUUCUGAAGGCAACAUGAUAACACCAUUCUUCAACGGUUAAUUCAUGUUCAAACAUCAACAUGAAAGCAACAACUUUUAGUGAAGGAAUGAAAAGUUCAAGUUGAUAGCGUCACAGUGGACCAGCUUAAUAUCUUGGUCAAUCUUGAAACUGGUAAACAUUGGAAUGUGCUAAUUCAAGAAUCUGAUUGCUGAAUGAUAUUGGAAGCGGAAAAUAACACCAAACAGGAAAAGUAAAAUGUUUUUUUCAACAAAAUGAAUAAACCUGCAACUCUUCGGAUAAAAACAAAUCAGUUGUAAAACUAUUAGAUAACAAAACUAUUUAAGAAAAACAAAUAUUCUUCCCAUCUUUUCUUCUCAUUAAAUCCAUUCCCUUCAACCUUAUUAACGAUUUUGUUCAGACGAACUGUUUAUGACAAAAAAUACGUUUCAAUUUAUGAAAAAAAAACUCUUUAAGCCAAUAAAAAAACCAGUCACAAGCACAAAUUA